This is a messenger RNA of Cokeromyces recurvatus, 786 nucleotides long. RefSeq lists its product as uncharacterized. The transcript has a single exon. The record is from RefSeq and is a predicted model, not a curated record. Lineage: Eukaryota; Fungi; Mucoromycota; Mucoromycetes; Mucorales; Mucoraceae. Bases 59 to 742 code for a protein of 227 amino acids.
CUCUCUCUCUCUUCUUUUUAUUAAACUUUUUUUUUUUCAUGCUCGUAACUUUAUAAACAUGGAAGGAUCACAACAAAAUAAUAUUCUCGAUUCCUAUGAAUCAACAGAAAAUGCUUUAAUGGAUUCAUUCAAAGCAGCAGCAUUAAAAGUUACAACACUUUAUAAAGAUUCACUUGUUCAGAAUCGAAAAGCAUUUGCCUCUGGAUAUCAACAAGCACUUCAAGAUCUUUAUGAAUUCAUAAGUACACAACCAGAGAAUGGCUUUAUUCCUGUCCAAGAUGUUUUAGCGUUUGCUCGUCAGAAGAAUAACCAGUUAACAGCUGAAAUGGGUAUUCCAUCACAUACAACAACGUCAAAUGCAACUUCUUUAAAUAAUAAUAUGAUGAAUCCUCCCUCUCGUCCAAAUAAUCAAGAACAAUUACAAAAAUUAAAUACAGCGAAUCCCUUUCAAAUUGAUCCUCAUUCUCAAUUCACUUUUACUCAUGACAUUCCUCGAACCAUGGACGGCUUAUGGGAUCAAGCAGCUACAACAGCAGUGAAUGACGGCUUUAAGAGAAGAAUGAUACCCAAUGAAUUGUCAUUUAUGGGAAGAUCUGUGAAUAUGGAAUCAUGGCAUGAGCCUCCCUUUAAGAGAGGAAGAUUAAGACGAGACGAACAACAAUUAACGCAACAACAACAACAACAACAACAACAACAACAAUCACAGCAACAAUUUCUACAACAAGGACAACCACCCAUUUAAUCAUAGUUUAUUAUUAUUAUUAUUAUUAUUAUUGUUAUUAUUCC